Molecule: messenger RNA, 231 nt
Organism: Talaromyces atroroseus
Lineage: Eukaryota; Fungi; Ascomycota; Eurotiomycetes; Eurotiales; Trichocomaceae
Exons: 2
Coding region: 1-231 (76 amino acids)
Source: RefSeq, a predicted model, not a curated record
AUGCAAUAUUGCUUAUUAUGGAGGUGGAAGGCUGUUACCCACCAUUGUUGGCCCUCUGGAUUGGAAGAGACCCGUGGCGUUGCAGCUGGUGCAGGGGUAGAGCUAAGAGAUAUCGUGAUGCUCAAGGCUCGCUACGAUUUGGCUCACAUUCGUGAUGACGGCUCAACUCAGAAACAACACACAAAAAGCAGCAACACCUGCAGAAUGUACCAGUGUGAUCAUACUUUCUGA